Molecule: messenger RNA, 503 nt
Organism: Dissoconium aciculare CBS 342.82
Lineage: Eukaryota; Fungi; Ascomycota; Dothideomycetes; Mycosphaerellales; Dissoconiaceae
Exons: 1
Coding region: 101-364 (87 amino acids)
Source: RefSeq, a predicted model, not a curated record
AUACAGAGCUUGACAAUCCGGCUGGAAAGAAAUACGACGAGCACAUUUGGCGUAAGCUGCAUUGUUUCUCAAACGACCAUGACUUGUGCGUGUCUUGAGGAUGGAUAGACUUUUGAUAAAGCCGAAAAGGAUGUUGCAAACAUCAAUUCCAAAUAGAUGCAGUCCUUUCUGCGAGUGUCAUGCUUCCUUGAAGCCCAAAUACGCAUUCCUCACAUUCUUGUACGCCCAAACCCAUUUAGAAAUGAUGCAAGGGUGGAUUAGGUCUCCAAGGCGUUGUUCCGAUAUGGUGUUCGUACUGAUGACUAGUACAACACCUCAACUUUGUUGCUUUUGCCUUUCGCCACUUUCUGUGUCGAAAGCCUAGGUACCGAUCUAGAGUUUACUCAAGAUAUCCGCUGCGAUAUGUGCGAGCCUAUGGUGUAGAUAUCGUGUGCAGCAUGAGUAUUUCAACCACUGGCAUGGCUGGCUGCAAUGAAUGAGUGACAAAUCGAAUCGCCCAGUCA